Messenger RNA from Miscanthus lutarioriparius, 651 nucleotides. The record is from the annotation of a GenBank genome assembly. Lineage: Eukaryota; Viridiplantae; Streptophyta; Magnoliopsida; Poales; Poaceae.
AUGGCUGAAUCCGGCCUGGCCGCCUCCAUCUCUUGCCCACCGUCGACCUCGCAGGGGAGGCGUGCCAACGCCCCGCGACUGGAUCAGGCGGAGUCGCGUGGGUCCUCCACCGUCAUCGACAUCGGCAAGGUAUUAGAUGCCCUACUAAUCCAUCAAUCUGACUAUUCAAUGCUAGAAUCUGCUAUUGCCAAACCACGAUCUGGUGUCGCUGCUGUGCAAACGAGAUCUAUGGACCCGUCCAAGAUCUGUCUUCCUACAACUACUGAACUACGGCAACGGGGAAGGAGCUCUCUGAUGUUUCUGAAAGCUGACAUGAAAAGAAUGGAUCUUAACGGUAGUGGAAAACUUAAAGCCAAUAACAAGGCAACUGGCAACCAGUUAUCAAGACAACCAGUUAUCAGUAUCGGCGGGUGGCCCUCGGUCAAGGGAGGGAGGAGGCCGGCAAUGGGCUUGGCCCACAUGCGGAGAGGUACACGGGAGAUGUGGGAGCAGGGCCACGGGUUAGCUUCGGUCCAAGAGGAGGUUGAGGCUUGGGCUAGCAUCAGGAGCAAAUUUAGCCUAAGAGUUGUUAGGCUUGAGCUAGCAUUAGAAAGAGAUUUAGCCCACAAGUGCGUAGAAAAAUACUAUUUUUUAUUUUUAUCGAAGCGUUAG